Messenger RNA from Meloidogyne enterolobii, 279 nucleotides. The record is from the annotation of a GenBank genome assembly. NCBI's taxonomy places the organism in Eukaryota, Metazoa, Nematoda, Chromadorea, Rhabditida, Meloidogynidae.
AUGGAUAUUUAUUUAUUUAAACCAUAUGUAGUAUAUCAACGUCUAUAUAAUUGUAGCUUGUACAGAAUUGAUGAUAUACCUUUAGAGAAACGACAGAAAAUUUUUCUUGGUGUUGUUUUUGUUAUAUUAUUUUUAGUUUUUGAGGUAUUUAUUUUAAAAAUAUUUGUAGUUCCUAGGGAGUUCACGUUUUUUAAAAUUCAUUUUUCCUUCGCCUAGCCCCGGACUUUUUAGACGGAAAACUUUUGUUCGGGAUUGAUUGGUUCUACAUUGCAUAUUUAA